Molecule: messenger RNA, 1020 nt
Organism: Vanderwaltozyma polyspora DSM 70294
Lineage: Eukaryota; Fungi; Ascomycota; Saccharomycetes; Saccharomycetales; Saccharomycetaceae
Gene: ABZ2
Product: aminodeoxychorismate lyase ABZ2
Exons: 1
Coding region: 1-1020 (339 amino acids)
Molecular function (GO): catalytic activity
Source: RefSeq, a predicted model, not a curated record
AUGAGUAAAAUUGGAUCAGUUACGGUAAUGUCGACUAAUAAUGACAGUGAUAUGAGAUUUGAAUUAUUGUCAACUAUACGGUAUGAUCCCUUUGCCAGUAUCUGGGAAUCGAAUUCUGGUGAUGACAAUGGAUCUAGUGAGAGACCAAAUACUAGUUAUGUGUAUUCUGGGAGUGAAGACGUUGAGGAUCUGAAGAAAUUGUUGGUUAAAGGUAAACUGAAUUCAAAUAAUGAUUCAAUUGAAACGAAGAUGGUUGAUGUGUUCAGAAGACGAUUCUUAUUUUUGAGAGAUCAUUAUGAGAGAACUACCAGGGCAAUUUCUAAAAUAGGUUGGAACAUUCCAUUGGAUGAACAUGAUUUGUUGGAAAAAUUAAUAUUGGCGUUGCCCACUGAUCUUGAAACUGACGAUAUAGAAAAGAAAAUGGAAAUGUUACUAGAUGGUUCGACAUGUUAUAAGAUGAGACUUCUUGUCUCUAACGAUGGAGCUGUCAAGAUAGAGGCACAUGAACUUUCGAAAAUUGAAAAACCACCUACCGAUCUCGUUGCCUAUUUCGUGGAAACGAUGCUAGAUGGAUUACUAGAUGAACCUAAAAACUUAUGGGAUGUAUUUGUGAAUUCAAGACCUAUAUUUCCUUCUUUUUUCACUAGCUUUAAGACAACAUAUCGUAAUCACUAUACAGAGGCUAGAAAUUUAAUGCCUGUAUUGUCCCAAGAGUAUUACAAGUCAGAAACGAAACCCUCUAAAAUGGAGAUCUUGCUCUAUAAUGAAAAUAACCAAUUGAUGGAGGGUUCCAUAACGAAUGCUGCGAUCAAGAAGGAAACAGCCGAUGGGAAGUUCAUUUUCGUAACUCCUUCUUUGGAAUCUGGAUGUCUUGACGGGAUAAUGAGGAAGUUUCUCCUGAAUGGAGGAUUAAUCGAAGAAGGAUGCAUCGAUAUCAAUGACAUCAAAGAUGGCGAUACCAUCAUUAUUUUUAACGCAAUAAUGGGGUGUGUCAGAGGUACAAUAAGAAUUUUACAGUAA